Molecule: messenger RNA, 2038 nt
Organism: Culex pipiens pallens (northern house mosquito)
Lineage: Eukaryota; Metazoa; Arthropoda; Insecta; Diptera; Culicidae
Exons: 8
Coding region: 77-1966 (629 amino acids)
Biological process (GO): proteolysis
Molecular function (GO): serine-type endopeptidase activity
Source: RefSeq, a predicted model, not a curated record
GUAAGCGUAACUGAGCGAUAUAAAGAAAGGAACCGUUCAAUUUCUGCUUGAUAACGUUUAGAGCCUCACAGUAGUCAUGAACUCUUUCUUGGGUAGUUUCUUAGUGUUAGUAUUUUUAUUCCUAGUCGUUGAAGGGCAACGAGUUGCACAGAAAAAAUGUUCCGAAUACCAAGCGCAGAAUCUUGCCAGAGCGAUUCUUUCCCCGACCGAACCAGCCAAACCCGUCGGAGAGUUCUACGGCGUACAGCUGCCCGAUAGACUUCUCGGGGAUCACCAGCCCAACUUUGGCGAGUUCCCUCAUUCGGUUCUGCUAGGAUGGCCAAAGCCCGAUAGCCCGAACCAGUACGAGCUGCCGUGUGGUGGAGCCCUGAUCAGCGAUCGCUACGUCCUCACAGCAGCUCAUUGUCUGCGCCAGGAGCACCCGACCGUGGCGAGGUUUGGAGAGUACAGCAUCCUGACCGAUGACGCUGACCAGGUUGAUGUGCAGGUUGAGUCCGUGGUGGUUCAUCCGGAGUACGACCCUAGCACCGUGUACAACGAUAUCGCCCUGGUUAAGCUGAGUGAACCCGUGACCUUUACCCAACUAAUCCAUCCGGCUUGCUUGUGGACGGAGCAUAACCUCAACGUGUCCAAGGUGGUUGGGCUUGGCUUUGGUCAGUACGAUUUGCUCGAAGGUGACGUCCCAGACUUGAUGAAGAAGGUAACGCUCGACCCGCUGGAUGUUCGCAUGUGCGAGGAGCAGUACGGCAGCCUGGAGAAGUUCCCCCGCGGAAUCGUCGCCAGUCAGCUGUGCCUCGGGGGAAACGACCGGCACGCGGAUGUCUGCCUGGGAGAUUCGGGAUCGCCGGUGCAGAUUCGGACCGAGCCGGCCAGUCCGACGUACCACGUGGUGGCUGUGACGUCAACGUUGCUGUGUGACGCCCGGGAGUCGCCUUCGGUUUACACGCGGGUUGCCAGCUACGUCGAAUGGGUUGAGGGAAUUGUUUGGGGUCAGUUUCUCGUUAGCACCCGGGAACUUCACAACCAGCAGCGAUGUUAUCGCCACCGUCGUCGUUGUUUGUGCUGUUGGUCUUCGCCGCCGGUCUUCAAGUUCAAGCGGAUUUCCCAGCGAAAAUGUGUCGAGUUCAAGGAGGAGACCAAACUGCUGAGCACCGGCAUCGCUUUGACGCUGGAUCCGGAUCCGAUCGUGUUCGAGUCGUUCAACUGCACCAAGUCGGUGGAUUUGAUCGUCGGUGGUGAGGAUGCCAAGCCUGGAGAGUUCCCCCACCAGGUGUUGCUGGGUUGGAAGGUGGACCGAAACGGAACCCUGGUGAACGACUUCAAGUGUGGAGGGUCGUUAAUCAGCGAGCGAUCCGUGCUGACCGCAGCGCACUGCCUGAAGUACGGAAGUCCGCAGUUCGUGCGGCUGGGCGAGCUUGACUUGACGAUCGAGUCGGACGAAGAGUUUGACGUGGGCAUCGAGUACAUCCGGCGACAUCCGGAGCAUCGGUUCAAGUCUUCGUACCACGACAUCGCCCUCGUCAAGCUGAAACAAACGAUCCCGUUCUCGCACUACGUUCGGCCGGCCUGUCUGUGGGACACGAUCGCGAUGAACGUGACGGCGGUGAUCGCAACCGGUUUUGGAAACACCGAGUUCGAAGGUGAGAAGAUGUCCGACACUCUGCGCAAGGUGCAGCUGGACCUUCUGAGCCGUAAUGAGUGCGAAAAGCAAUAUCUGGGCACGCGCAACUUCGAUGCCGGUGUUCAGGACAGUCAGCUGUGCAUCGGAAGUGAACGAGAGGGACGGGACGCCUGCCAGGGUGAUUCCGGUGGGCCGGUGCAGGUCAUUACGGAACCGAAGGGUUGUACCUACCAUGUGUUGGGAAUUACGUCGACCGGUGCGGCUUGCGGUAUUGGACGAUCACCGUCGAUUUAUACGAGGGUGGCUAGCUACAUUGAAUGGAUCGAGAAGGAGGUGUGGGGAUAAUCUCCAAUAUUUGUACAAAUUUUGAAGAUACAAAUGAUAUGGCAAUCAAAUAAGAUAUCAAUUAUUUAAGUA